Molecule: messenger RNA, 2160 nt
Organism: Pieris brassicae (large cabbage white)
Lineage: Eukaryota; Metazoa; Arthropoda; Insecta; Lepidoptera; Pieridae
Gene: Neos
Product: nuclear receptor coactivator 5
Exons: 8
Coding region: 190-1461 (423 amino acids)
Molecular function (GO): RNA binding
Source: RefSeq, a predicted model, not a curated record
GUUUUUAUCCUGUGACCUAUGUUUUUACGAAUUAACAAAUAACAAUAUUCUUUUAAAUUUUCUACGUUCAAUCAUAACUUGUACUUUUAUAUAUCUUAAUAUGUUAUAAAACGGAGACGUUUUUUUGUUUAAUCACUUGAAUUUGGGAACGGUAUUAUUAUAUAUUUAAUUAUUGUCAAAUUAUCAAUAAUGGCAGACAUGCUGACCCUUGGUCGCACUGCGAUGAAAGACAGGUCUACCGCGCAUCUUCGAAUUUAUGUUGGCGGUAUUAUGGAAGACGACUCAUCAAUUGACGAAGUGUACAACCACUUUAUCCCAUAUGGACCUAUUGAUGGAAUCGUUAUUAACAGGAUAUUCGGCUUUGUACAGUUUCGAAAUGAAUCAAGUGCCCAAGAUGCAAUUUCUAAAGCAGAUGGCUCUAUGUUCAAAGGACGGAAACUGAAUGUCAAAUCUGUUUUGAAAAACGACAAACUUCAGAAUGAGGUGGUUCUGAUACAGCCAGAUGUACCACCAGCUGUUGCUCUGAAUGAUAAUCUUCCAAUAGUGGUAGAAGAUAAUCAAGAUGAUCUCUAUGAUAACCAAGGCAACUAUGUUGGAGAAAAAGAAGAAGAUAUGCAAGAAGAGAUUUAUAAUAGGAGUUGGAAUGACAACCGCGAGCCCCCAGGCAUGAGAGGCAGGGGACGUGGGGGGCCGAGGGGUCGUGGGAGAGGACGCGGUGCUCCGGCCUUCCGUGACAGAUCUCCGGGAAGAGGUGAAUGGCAAGAAAGAGAACGCUUCGAACGGUAUCAGGAGUAUCCGCGUAAACUGCCAGUACCAGAACGGAACGAUUGCGAGAUUAUUGUCGUAUCGAAAAUGCUCACAGAAUAUGCCGAAUACAUUGAGGGUAGAUUAAAAAGGCUUGGAAUAGUAGUGGACCUUUUGUUUCCAAUGGAAGAUGUGCCAAUUGGCAAAGUAUUGGGGAAUAUUGCCUCCCGAGGCUGCCUUUAUGCAAUACUUGUGAUGCCACAGAAUCAAGAGCAUAGGUCAAUGACACUUACUAUUUUACAUGGAUUGCCUCAAGAGCACAGAAACAUGCCCCUAGAAGACGCGUUACAAUUAAUAUCAAGGAACUACCAAGAGGUACAACGAGGAGGUCCCUCGGGAAGAGAAGCUGUGUAUGCCUUACUUGGACAAUUGGCUGAUGGAAGAAACCUAACUGUGAUGCAGUAUGAUAAAGUCCUGGAAUAUUUACAGGAAAAGCGAGGACAGCAAGUAAAAAUAGAGUUAGGUGAACCCCUAGCACCGGCUGCAUCAACUAAUAAGACACAAGUGGACUUGCAACAGAGAAUCCUCAGCAUCCUUAAUGAUAAGAAGGAAGCGCCGCCCCCUAAAAUCACACCUCCCAAACCAGACAAAGCCCAACUAUUCAAUGACCCAACCGUAAGAAAAGCCCUAGAUAGUAUUUUACACAAAUUUGUUUAAAAUGUGAAUAUUAAAUAUAAUUUAAUUUGUUAUGGCCCAAAAUAAAAUUGAUAACACGUGGCAUACACUUGUUAUUUCAUAGCAUGUCCAUAUAUUAGAUAGCCUACUUUCGUUAAAUUCGACGUGUAUUAUAUACAUUUGAGUUUAGUUAGCCAUUUGUUUAAAUAAUUAAUUUGACUUUUGGGCCACAACAAAUAUAUUGUGAUGGAGUGAAUGAAUGAAUAAAAUGUAAAUAAAUAUUUGUUUUCUUUUGAACUGAACUUGGAGGUAUUCAAUUUUAGUUAAAUAUACUUUGUUAGAAAAAAUGUUGAUCCUAAAUUUUGACAGUUUAAAAACGGCGGCGCAGUUAGUUACUCGCAUAUAAUACUAAUAGUUCGCGUGAGUGAAAUGGCACUAGUGUAUAAGCGAGACCACAACUGACGCAACGCUGUACAACUUAAUGUUAUUACAACACAAACAAUUUGAUAUAUAAUAUUAAGUGAAUAAGCAAGUUAAAUAUUAAUAUGAUUGUCUAUUUAAUAAUAUUUUUGCCGUGUACCUAACUAUUACAAAAGCAUUUGUAUCACUUUAAUCAUUCGAUAAAAAAAAUACGUAGGUACUCAUAUUGCUUACCAGACAAAAUUAAACUCAAGAGUUAUUGCACUUUAGAAUUGACAAUUAUAAAAUGUAUCAUUCUAACCCACUUCUCAUUUUUAAAUG